AUGCUGCAGCUCGAACCCACGCAGCAGCAGCUGCACGGCCAGCUGCAGGAGCAGCAGCAGCAGCCGCAGCACGCUGGGACGCAGCAGCAGCAGCAGCACGAGCUCGCCGCACACCCCCCGGUGCCCCGCAGGCCCCCCCUCACCCGCCGCAGCAGCAAAAGUGGGCCCCUCAAGCUGCUGCUGCUGCAGGCCGUUGGCUCUGCCGUUGCGCUGCUGCUGGCAGUUCAUUACUGCAGGCUGAGGGGCCCCUGGGGCCCCCGGGGGCCCCCAGGGUCACCUGGCAGCAGCAGCAGCAGCAGCUGGGUGCGGCGGCUCUCGAGUGGCAGCUACGAAGAGCCCAGCAGCUCGGGACUUUGCGAGCUGCUGGACGAGAUCGAUCCAGCAGCAUCGCCUGCUGCAGCAGCAGCAGCAGACGAGGAGGAAGCAGCAGCAGCAGCAGCGGCGGGAUGGAGGCCCCACGAUUUCGGUGCGCAGCAGCAGCAGCAGCAGCAGCAGCAGAACGUACAGAACGCUGCUCAGCAGCAGCUAGACGCACCAGGCUCCUCGGGCGUCCAGACCCCGCACUCCACUACAGCAGCAGCAGCUGCUGCUGCUGCUGCUGGUCCCAGCGACAGCACGGAGCAGGAACCCUGGGUGGAAGAUCCGCUGGAGGAUUUAGAUGCGCUAAUUGAUGCUGCUGUUGCUGCAGUGGGGAUCGGGCCGUUUGCUGCUGCUGCUGCAGCUGCUGCUGAGUCUGAGGGUGCUUCUGGGGAGGAGUUCGGGGCAACAGCAGCAGCAGCCACAGCAGCAGCCACAGCAGCAGCAGCAGCAACGCCAAGCAGACCCAUAUCGGCCUAUGAAGAAGCAGUGCUUUCAAUUCUAUUUCAACAAGCUGCAGAAGAAGCCCAAAAGGGAGAGUGGGACCCCCAGACUGCAGUGAGCAGCAGCAGCAGCAGCAGCAACGUCAGCAGCAGCAACAUGGGCACCAGCAGCAUCAGCAGCAGCAACAUGAGCAGCACCGGUAACGUCAGCAGCAGCAACGUGGGCAGCGCCGGCAACGUCAGCAGCAGCAACGUCAGCAGCAGCAACGUCAGCAGCAGCAGCAUGGGCAGCAGCGGCAACAUGAGCAGCAGCAACAUGGGCAGCUUCGGCAACGUCAGCAGCAGCAACAUGGGCAGCAACGGCAACGUCAGCAGCAGCGGCAUGGGCAGCAGCAGCAGCAUGGCCAGCAUUAGCAGCACGAGCAGCAGCUGCAGCGCGGCGCCGCCUGCUGCUGCGCAGGGCUGGGCUUCGGAGGGCGCGUCUGUGGACUCCCAGCUUGCUGCUGCUCCUGCUGCUUCAGAAGCAGCAGCAGCAGCAGUGCUGCAGGAAGCAGCAGGAAGAGUCGCGCUGCCAGUGCUGCAGGCAGAGUUUGUCGAAGGGUUCUUUGAAGCUGUAACAGGGCCUGGGGCUUGGGGAAGCAAUGUGGGAGCAGCAGCAGGCGGAGCAGCAGCAGGCGGAGCAGCAGCAGCACCACCACCGCCACCCCCGUACGGGCAGCAGCCAGUGCAGCAGCCAGUGCAGCAGCCCGCCAUGCACCCGCACCUGCAGCAGCAGCAGCAGCAGCAGCAGCCCCUGCUACACCAGCAGCCCCUGCGGCAGCAGCAGCAGCUGCUGCUGCAGCAGCAGCAGCCGAUGCAUCCAAUGCGGGGGCAGGCGGAUCUGCUUGCGCAACCACUACGACUGCCACAGGUGCGGCAGCAGCAACCACAGCAGCAGCAGCAGCACCAGAUGCUGCUGCAGCAGCAAACAUUGUCUCAGAGGCAUCACCCCAUGCCGUUUCUGCAGGUGCCGCAGCAGCAGCUGCAGCAGCGAUCGCCGCAGCAGUCGCCGCAGCCCCUUCAGCGGCCAUCGCCGCGGCCUCAAACACCAAUGCAGCAGCAGCAGCAGCAAGACCUGCUACAAGUGCAGCAGAUGCAGCAGAUGCAGCAGCUUCAGCAGCAGCUGGUGCAGCUGCAGCAGCACCUGCAGCAAGGGAACCUAGGUGCUGUCACACCUCCCCAGCUGCAAACGCUGUCGGAUCUCGUGGGAAGUCUGAGAGAUUCUAUUCAGCAGCAGCAGCAGCAGCAGCAGCAGAUUCAUCAGCCAUUUCAGCCGCAGCAGCCGCAGCCAGGGCACCAGCAGCACCUGCUGCAGCAACAGCUGCAGCAGCAGCAGCUGCAGCAGCUGCAACAGCACCAGCUGCAUCAGCAGCAGCUGCAGCAGCAGCAGUUGCAGCAGCAGCAGCUGCAGCAGCAGCAGCUGCAGCAGCAGCAGCUGCAGCAGCAGCAGCUACAGCAGCAGCAGCUGCAGCAGCUGCAGCAGCAGCAGCUGCAGCAGCAGCAGCUGCAGCAGCAGCAGCUGCAGCAGCAGCAGCUGCAACAGCUGCGGCAGCAGCAGCUGCAGCAGCAGCAGCUGCAGUUGCAGCAGCAGCAGCUGACCCCCGAACAGCAGCAGCGGCAGCUGCUGCUGCAGCAAAACGUGCAGCCACACCAGCCGUUUCAGGCGGGGAUUCAUGGGGCAAGGGGCACGCUGGCCCUUUUGCCGCCGCAGCAGCAGCAGCAACUGCAGCAGCUAAGGGGGAUACAACAGGAACUGCAUGUGCACCUGGAGCUGCAGCCGCCUCUACAGAAGCAGCAGCAGCAGUCCCAGACGCUGCAGGGGCCUCAGCCACAGCAGCAGCAACAAUUGCAGCAGCAACAAUUGCAGCAGCAGCAAUUGCAGCAGCAGCAAUUGCAGCAGCAACCACUGCCGCCACAGCAGCCCACGCAGCAGAUGAUCCAGCUCCAGCAACUGCAGCAGCAGCAGCAGCAGCCGCCGCCGAGGAUGCCGCAGCAGCAGCAGCAGCAGGUGGUGCUGAUGCCGCCGCUAGUGCAGCAGCAGCCAGCGCCGCCCCACACGUGGCUGCCACGGCCGCCGCAGCAGCGGUCGAAGCUAAAGGUAGAUUUGCGGCUUCCCACGGGCCCGGAUCUACGGCAUCAGCUGCAUGAGCAGCUGCAGCAGCAGCUGCAGCAGCGGCUGCAUCCCCUUGUGCUGCAGCAGCUGGAGGACCAGCGCAGACCCGCGGAAGGCAUCCUCCCCCUCGAGCUGCAGCGACACGGAGCAGCAGAAGUCAGCACGGGAGUGGCCACCAAACUCAGCCCCGUCCGCUACUUGCUGCAGAAGGAGUGGCUCAGCCCCAGGGAGCAGCAGUACCUCGUGCGCCUCGGCGAGACGCUGCUGCGCUACGCCCAGCGCUUCCUUGCUGCUGAGCUGCGGGUGCGCUUCCAGGGCUACGCGCUGCUGCCGCUGGCGCGGCGGUUUCUGAUAGCGGACUACCUGUGGAGCAUUUGCCAGGUGGUGGGGCCUCCGAUGCAGCAGCAGCUGUGGUGGGGCCCGCUGCUGCAGCAGAUGGCCGCUGCGCCGCUGCUGCUGCUCCGCGCCGAGGCCCGCCGCCCCGGCACCCUCAAGCCCGUCAUUCUGAAGCUCCUCGCUGCGCUCCAGGUCUACAAGGCUGGCAGCAGGCCUCCUCCCAAGGAGGUUGUCGAGCUCAAGAGGCUUCUCUUCAGAAAGCCCUGCCUCAACAUGUACUUCCGCAGGGCCACCUGGGACCCCUGGCGCCUCGACGACGAGCUCUUCAUGCAGCAGCAGAAGCAGCGCAAGCUCCAGCCCCCCGCCACCUAG
Molecule: messenger RNA, 3660 nt
Organism: Eimeria tenella
Lineage: Eukaryota; Apicomplexa; Conoidasida; Eucoccidiorida; Eimeriidae
Exons: 2
Coding region: 1-3660 (1219 amino acids)
Source: RefSeq, a predicted model, not a curated record